Schistocerca piceifrons (Central American locust) is the source of this 701-nucleotide messenger RNA. RefSeq names its product THAP domain-containing protein 5-like. The record is from RefSeq and is a predicted model, not a curated record. The transcript is spliced from 3 exons. Gene Ontology annotation, molecular function: sequence-specific DNA binding. NCBI's taxonomy places the organism in Eukaryota, Metazoa, Arthropoda, Insecta, Orthoptera, Acrididae. The coding region runs from base 93 to 701 and encodes 202 amino acids.
ACAUUUACAUUUGGUGUAUAGUACUGGCGUUGGAAAAUCACUGUUUUCCGGUUGUAAUUUGUUUUAUAAGUCUUAUUGACCGAUCGCGAAUCAUGCCCAGCGUAUGUGCAGCGAACAAUUGCGCUAAUAGAAGUGGUAAAACAACUGGAAUAUCAUAUUUUAGAUUUCCUCUGAAAAAGAAAGAGCUUUUAAGUCGGUGGGUAGCCAAUAUGAGGCGAGAUAAGUGGCAGCCAACUCAAUAUAGCUACAUAUGCUCGUUUCACUUUGAAGAUAAAUACAUGUAUAGUACAAACGAGAAAAGCCGACUUCUGGCAAACGCAGUACCGACAAUAUUUACGUUUCCUGACCAUCUGCAGAAAACAACUAUAGUAGAGAGACAACCAAGGAAACAGCUUGUCAGUGAAGAAUCAGCUUCCUUAUCAAAUGAACCAGGUGAAAGAGUGAAUCAGAAUGAUCAUACAGAUCAUGAGGCACUACAGAAAAGGACCGAGAAGCUGAGGAAGCAAGCGAAACAUGCAAGGCAAAAUGUUUCAAGAAAGAAGAAACAAAUUGUGACAUAUAAAACAGUGGUUGUAGGCCUAAAUAAGAGACUUAAAGACUGUUCUUCUGGAGUGAUAGGAUGUGAAAAAAAUAGUGAUAUUCUGAAGCACUUUUUGCAAUGCAAAACAAAUGUUAAAUUCCUGAAUAUCCUAAAGAAAUAA